Molecule: messenger RNA, 333 nt
Organism: Capronia coronata CBS 617.96
Lineage: Eukaryota; Fungi; Ascomycota; Eurotiomycetes; Chaetothyriales; Herpotrichiellaceae
Exons: 1
Coding region: 1-333 (110 amino acids)
Source: RefSeq, a predicted model, not a curated record
AUGACACAUGUUGGGCCUAGAUCCGCUGAGUUGUCAGAAACAGGGGCCGGAAUCGACAACGGAACGGUGGCAGUCAUGGACACAGUAUUAUGGGAUCGCAAAAUCGAUGGUGGAUUCCCAGAGACGAAAGAAUUGAAGAACAGAGUCCGUAAUAUCAUCGAACCAGAUCGGGAUCUCGGCCACAUCGAUCGGAGUUUGAAGAAGCAGAAGAACCAGGAGGCAGAGGCCCAGCAACAGGGUGAUGAUCAGACAACGACAUUACCGGAGGAGCCGGGUGCCGUUGAGCAGUCUGGCAAGAAAGAAGAGACCAAAGAAUGCGAGGACUGCAAAUGA